AUGAAGUUCGUUACGUCCAUGGAGAGACUCAGCCUCCUGGCCUCAGUUGCUGCGGCUACGUGUAAGGAAUGCUCGGGUCCUACAUUUCCCGUGCCCGUGGCAAACAUUCUUAACGGCAGUUACUACGGCGAAAGAAUUGAACAGUCCUACACGGAAAAUUUCCUGGGAAUCCCCUACGCCCAGCCCCCAACCGGUCAUCUUCGCCUCCAACUGCCGCAGAGUGUGAACUCGACGUGGUCCGGGACGAAGAAUGCAACAGGGUAUGGAUACGGCUGUGUGGGCCUGGGCGAGGAUACUCAGAUCGCAAUUGAUAACUACGUCAAAUAUAGCUCACUGUUUAACCUGAAUGUCGUACGCCCUGCUGGAUAUGAUGGAAAUGCUAAACUUCCGGUUCUUGUUUGGAUACAUGGUGGAGGAUUCGUCGAGGGUUCAAGCAGAGAUCCUCGCUAUAAUCUUACCUCUAUCGUCGAACAGUCCGCCAAAAUCGGAAAACCAAUCAUAGUAGUCAGCUUCAACUACCGUCUUCUUGCGUAUGGCUUUGCGCGGUCGAAGCAAAUACUGGAUGCUGGACUUGCAAACUUGGGAUUGAAAGAUCAACGUUUGGCCUUGCAUUGGGUGCAAGAAAAUAUUGCAGGAUUCGGCGGUGAUCCUGAGAAAGUGACGAUUUGGGGGGAGAGCGCCGGCGGAUUCUCGGUUGGAUAUCACCUCCUCGCUUAUAAUGGCCGUGACGACAAGCUAUUCAGAGCAGCCAUUUCAGAAUCCGGCCAACCCAUUGGCAUGGCUCUUCUUGUUCCAAGUGAAGCUCAAAUAGAGGCUGCCUUUCACAACUUUACUUUGCGGGCCGGGUGUGAAACCCAUUUGGACAAACUCGCUUGCCUACGGUCUCUCUCUCCUGAGAAAUUUCUCGCUGCACAUAACAACGAGGCAUCCGGCUUUUGGCCAAGUGUUGACGGGGACUUUAUCGCUCGUCCUACGCUCAACCAACUGAGUACGGGGAAUUUCGUUAAGGUACCUUACCUUGCCGGAGAUAAUUCGGACGAAGGCACUGCAUUUUCUCCUUUCGGAGUCAACUCUGACAGCCAACUCUUUGACGUUCUAUCUCAAUUCGGAUUGGACAAUGCUACGGUAUCAGAGCUGAUGGCACUAUAUCCCAAUAACCCGGCGCAGUUAAUCCCAAACUCUCAUCCAGCCCAGUUCAAUUCCACAAUCGGUCUUCAAUGGAAACGAAUUGCUACAAUAGUUACUGAUGCUUUAAUCGUUACGCAUUUUAUGGAAAUGGCCUUUGUCCUAAAUAACCGCGAUGGUAUUGGUUAUACCGACGUCAGCCAGCCUUACUUGGGACCAAACCCCUUCGCGGGAAAACCUCAAUCGUAUCUGGAUCUGGCAGAUCUCAUGAGCCGAAUGUGGGUGUCCUUUGCUCACGAUUUGGACCCCAAUUGUCACCCUCACCACGGACCUAAUUGGCAGCGGUACAAGUUGUCGGACAAGAAACAAAUUGUGUUUGACGCGGUUAAUGGAGUCCAUCUAGAGUAUGUCUACGCACUUCGGGCCAAUGCUACUAGAUUUAUUAUGGACUAUCUGUGGAAGCAAGUCAGAAAUUAA
Ilyonectria robusta is the source of this 1602-nucleotide messenger RNA. RefSeq names its product Alpha/Beta hydrolase protein. The coding region runs from base 1 to 1602 and encodes 533 amino acids. The transcript is spliced from 8 exons. The record is from RefSeq and is a predicted model, not a curated record. Lineage: Eukaryota; Fungi; Ascomycota; Sordariomycetes; Hypocreales; Nectriaceae.